Messenger RNA from Rhagoletis zephyria (snowberry fruit fly), 2372 nucleotides. RefSeq names its product Exocyst complex component Sec6 (gene Sec6). Gene Ontology annotation, molecular function: SNARE binding. Lineage: Eukaryota; Metazoa; Arthropoda; Insecta; Diptera; Tephritidae. Gene Ontology annotation, biological process: exocytosis; exocyst localization. Gene Ontology annotation, cellular component: exocyst. The record is from RefSeq and is a predicted model, not a curated record.
AUGAACUUGCAACAACUAGAAGAAGAGGCGCGACAGGCAGCCUUGAAAGACAUAAAGAAUAUGCUCCAGCGGCCAGGUCAACUUGAAAAGGUGGAUCAAUUUCGACAUCGAGUUGCAAGAAAGAAAGCUUCCGUGGAGGCACUACUGAAAACGGGAAUGCAAAAUCAAUUGGAUGGGGUACGCGUUGGUUUAAAACAGUUAGAAACAUGUUUACAAGAUGUUAAGGAAGUUCGCCAGCGCAUGCUAGAAGUGGAUCGAUUGCUGCAGGGAGUACCGGAGAUCUAUGAUGCAUUAGAGGUGGUACGAGAAGAGAAUACCAAACAUUCCCAGUAUGCUACUGCAAUGGAGAAUCUCAAACAUAUAUUUAAUGUUGAAGCAAGUGUUCAAAAAACGAUGACACUUAUUGAUGAAGAUAAACUUCUGAAUGCUCACCAGUGCCUCGCUGACUUGGAGAAUUCUCGUGAUGAUUUGCUAUACGAAUUGCAUAAACAACCUAAGCAGCAUGCAUCCGAUAAAAUUACUUUAAAGCGGCAUUUUGAAAAAGUUGAUACUGUUUCCCAAGCACUGGAAAAGAAACUACGUCUCAUAUUAAGCCGUACUUUAAAUACUGUGCGCAAGGAACCUACUGUUAUUGUGACAGCGUUGCGUAUAAUCGAACGGGAGGAAAAGAAUGAUCAAUUCGCCUUGCAGCAGCAGAAAGUAACUGGAUUCCUGCCACCUGGACGACCAAAACAAUGGCGUUCGAUGGCCUUAAAAAUGUUAAAGGAAGCUGUUGUAACACGCAUAGAAGGAUCGAAAUUGGAAGAGCGCGCAGAUAAUAAAAUGUGGUUAGUGCGUGAUUUGGAAAUUUUGCGUCAAAUCAUUUUGGAAGAUUUGAGAGUUGUAAAAUCAUUGUGCGUCCCAUGUUUUCCCCCACAUUAUAACAUCUUCAAGGAAUACGUGAAAAUUUACCAUGAAGGACUUUCUUCAUAUCUCGAUAAUAUUGCAAAAUCAGGUCUCGAAGGAAAUGAAUAUGUAUCACUGUUAUCUUGGGUGAUGAAUACAUAUCCCGGCGCAGAGUUGAUGUCCCAUCCUGACCUCAAAGUCGAUAUCCAGCAAGUCGUUGGGCCAUUGUUGCGACCGGAACACUUGAAGUCGCUUGAGGAUGAAUAUUUGCGCAAUAUGCAACGAAACUACCAGGAAUGGAUGACUAAAACUGCAGAAACGGAAAGGCAAGAAUGGUUCUCUGAUCAGCCUCCUGAACAUGAACAAUAUUAUCAUACUUCAGCCCCAGUUAUCAUCUUCCAAAUGAUCGAUCAACAUCUACAAGUGACUAACACCAUACACUCUGACCUGACAUUCAAGGCGUUGGUGAUGAGUAUUCAACAAGUAGAGGUUUUCGGACAAUCUUACUUAAAGAAUGUUAUCGAACUAAAGGAACACCAUUUUCGUAAUCGCGAUCAAAUAAAAUACUUUACUCACUACAUAAUUACUAUAGUAAAUAAUAGUCAGCAAAUGGUGGAGUUGGCUCACCAAAUGAAGCAACUGUAUUGGCCAAAAUCGCGCACUGAACAUUAUGAAGAUUUUGAAAAAUUGCUUGCCACAUUCCAAAGGAUUAGGGCACAUGCUACCAGUUAUUUACUUGAAGAAGCCUUCCUGGACAUGGAGGGUCAUUUUAAUGACUUAUUCACAAUGAAAUGGCUGGGAACCACGAUUUCUGUUGACACCAUUUGUAUUACCUUGUUAGACUACUUCCAGGAUUAUAAACACUUACGGCCUAAUAACUUUGAGAUGGUCAUAAAUGAGGCACAAAAACUACUUGCAAAACGGUACAUACGCGCUUUGCUUUCCAAACGUUUAUCAAAGUCAAGGAGCGAAUGUGAAGCGAUCACUACAAAAAUCAAUCAGGAAGCGAAACGGUUUAAGCAGUGCUUCGAGAAAAUCGCACCGAAUUUAACAAUGAGUGACUCCCCGCUAGAUUUGAUACCGACACUCUCGGCUUUGCUGUCCGGGGAUAUAGAAUUACUAGUACUAGACCUUCAUACGUUACUGGGAAAUUAUCCAUCCUUGAGUGAAGAUCAUAUAGUACGAUUAUUCUAUUUGCGUAAUGACGUAAAGUCCAGUGAAGUUCGGGAAAAGGUGCAAGAUGCUGCAAAAUCUAAGAAGGCUAUGGUUAGCAUUGCAAAACAAGAUUGCAUAUUCAAAGAAAUUGUCUUCAAUGACAAAUUGUGGUAAAGGAUAUACAUAUACAUACACACAUAUUUCUACUAGUAUAUAUAUGUGUGUAUGUUCUAAAUCGGUCUAAUUAAAAUGUAUUGUACUUGAAAAUGCUACAAAAUACAGUUGGUGGCUAUUUCAAAAUGGGGUAGUCUCAUUGAUCCACAGAAAUCCAA